Myiozetetes cayanensis is the source of this 5707-nucleotide messenger RNA. RefSeq names its product Wnt family member 11 (gene WNT11). Gene Ontology annotation, biological process: multicellular organism development; neuron differentiation; cell fate commitment. The transcript is spliced from 6 exons. The record is from RefSeq and is a predicted model, not a curated record. Gene Ontology annotation, cellular component: extracellular region. Bases 198 to 1262 code for a protein of 354 amino acids. NCBI's taxonomy places the organism in Eukaryota, Metazoa, Chordata, Aves, Passeriformes, Tyrannidae. Gene Ontology annotation, molecular function: frizzled binding; cytokine activity.
GUGAGCUCCAGGUGCCCGAGGACUUGGAAGAAGUGAGAGGCAGAGUUAAUGAGGUUGUUCAUCUCCGGGAACAAGCAAUACCCAAACUGAAGGGAAAUAACGCUGUGUGAAAAAUCAGGAAAACUUUUUUUUCUUUUUAUUUUAAUUUUUCCUUGGAGAAGCUGAUUUCCUUUGGCAAGAGGGGGAAGGUGGAGAAAAUGAGGCCAAGUCUGCGAUUUUUCUUCGCCGGUUUUCUGUCGCUGAUCCUGCAGACGGGGCUUUGCUAUGGGAUAAAAUGGAUAGCUCUGUCCAAGACCCCUUCGGCUCUGGCCCUGAACCAGACCCAGCACUGCAAGCAGCUGGAGGGCCUGGUGGUGUCCCAGGUGCAGCUGUGCCGCAGCAACCUGGAGCUGAUGCAGACCAUCAUCCAGGCGGCACGGGAGGUCAUCAAGACCUGCCGCAAAACCUUCUCGGACAUGCGCUGGAACUGCUCCUCCAUUGAGCUGGCUCCCAACUACCUGCUGGACCUAGAGAGAGGCACAAGGGAGUCAGCUUUUGUGUAUGCCCUUUCUGCUGCUGCCAUCAGCCACACCAUUGCCAGAGCCUGCACCACCGGGGACCUCCCUGGCUGUUCCUGUGGUCCCAUCCCAGGUGAGACACCUGGACCUGGGUAUCGAUGGGGAGGAUGUGCAGACAACCUCAACUAUGGUCUUAUCAUGGGGUCCAAAUUUUCAGAUGCUCCCAUGAAGAUGAAAAAAUCAGGAUCACAAGCCAAUAAACUGAUGCAUCUGCACAACAGUGAAGUAGGGAGACAGGUCUUGAAAGCCUCUCUUGAAAUGAAAUGUAAGUGCCAUGGAGUUUCUGGGUCAUGCUCUAUCAAGACCUGUUGGAAAGGCCUUCAAGAGCUGCGAGACAUUGCACUGGACCUCAAAAACAAGUAUUUAUCUGCCACCAAGGUCGUUCAUCGGCCCAUGGGCACGCGCAAAUACCUCGUGCCAAAGGAUAUUGAUGUCAGGCCAGUUAAGGAGACAGAGCUGAUUUACCUGCAGAGCUCGCCUGAUUUCUGCAUGAAGAACGAGAAAGUGGGGUCCCAUGGCACCCAGGACAGACAAUGCAACAAGACUUCCAACGGGAGUGACAGCUGCGACCUGAUGUGCUGUGGCAGAGGGUACAACCCCUACAUGGACAAAGUGGUGGAGAGGUGCCACUGCAAGUACCACUGGUGCUGCUACGUGACCUGCAAGAAGUGCGAGAGGACUGUCGAGAGAUACGUGUGCAAAUGAACACCCUCCCCUGCCCCCCAGAGCUGAGACAGCAGCACCAGCACUACCCAGAGAACAGAAAACAUUGCCUUGGCCAGAGGUCAUUUAUCUUGCAAAGACACAGACUUGAGGGAAGCUGGCAGGAGGAAAAGCAAACAAUCCCACCAGUAGGAAUAAGACCCUUAAAAAAACCCCAAAAACCAAAAAAGCAACAAACCCACAAAUGUUUUCCCCCAUCAACAAAAUGCUCUCUGAGAAGACAAAGCCUCAUUUGGGAUGGUACUUCCUUCACCAAUAUUUCCUAUGGUUGCCAGUGAUGUCCAGCCAUUGAGUGCCUCAGUAUUCUGAGAAACUAAAGUAGGAACUUUCCCCAGGGGAAGAAAAGCAACUCCUGUUUGACAAUAACUACGUCUCUCACCUGCCUGUGCCUUCCAGCACAGGUACUGAGUCUCCAUUGGGACCAUCCCGGAAGGGAAAACACUACAACUUUUCAGCAAUAACUUUGUUGCCAGAGACUUAAUUUUUAGCAGGGAAUCAUCCACUGUGAAUGAUAAAGGUGGAAAGAUUUCAGGUCAAUCUCAUUUUAACCUUCUUUUUACACAGGUCUGCGACUUUGAAGUUGCUGCUGCAGGAAAAGCUGUCCUUGAUUAAUCCAGGCUGGAUGGGUGUUCAAAUUCAGCCAUGAAAUAUAUGUCCCGUGGGACUGGGAGCCCAUGGAGGCAGGGGGUGUAGGGCAGCCUCAGAAGGACUUUUUGGGGCCCACGAGACAGUAGUGGGGCUGUUAGGAUACAAUAACAAAAGUCAAGUCAGAAUCCAGCAGGAAAGGAAGACAAAAAGCAAGCUUCUGCUCUCUGUUUGCCCUUUGGGUGUGAUACCCUCAGUCACUGACAUCGUCCCACCCUGGACCAUCGAGUCCUCAGGAAAAUGUGCCACUGGCUCUUUUCCCUCAGCAAAACUGUCGGUCCAACCCCGAGAACCCGUGGAGAGCAGAGCAGUCCUGGCUGCAGGGAGUGCAGCCCUGGAGGGCAGCAGCCAUUCCCAGCAGAAGGGAGUGGGAAUGUGUCAGUUCUUCCCGUGGCCCUGCCCUGGCACAGCAGAGAACCACUACCUGUGGCUGUAAAUAUUUCCUUUUGUACGCCAAUAUACAGAAAUAUUUAUAUCUCGUGCUUUCCUCUACUCUACUCCCUACAUAAACAUAUCUGUAUAUUAUAAACAAGCAUUACCCAUAGUAUGAAAUAAACGCUGAAGUUACUGGUGCAGCAGCAGAAUGUUAGAUGAUUAUGUUUCCUGCUUGGAAAGCAGCUCUGAUUUUUCUCCCAGGGAUGGGAGAAGAGCAAGGCUGGAGGCACUUGCUGGCGUGGGAUAGAGAAGUUCCUUUUUUCCCUGCCUCCCUUGCCUCUUCGUUCAGAGCAGAAUUAGCCAAGAUACAAUCAAGACAAUGAAACAGAGCAUGGGGAGAAGGGAAGAGUCACCGUUGUUGUUUUGCUAUUUUAUCAGUGAUCCCUCUCAUUGGCAACAUUUCCCAGUGCCCCCGAGGAGCUUAAUAACAAACAGAACUAAUUCCUCUCCUGGGGGCUUGCUCCUGGCUCCUGCAUAUGGGCAGGGGUUGCUGAGCAGGGGAGGUUCUGGCUUAGGUUUGGUUCCCUUCUUUACUCUGUUUUUUCUUUGCAGUGGGCAUCCAGCUCUGUGUCCCACUGAGGAAAGAUGACCUUGGGGAAGGAUGCUGCUCCAGGAGCCUGUGAUGUCCUUCACAUCAUUCCCCAUGCGAAAUGCUGUAAGCAGCCAAAAAAUCCCUCCUGCAAGAAUGCAGGGGGACACUGGCACUUUCCUAGGGGGAAAUGUGGCAGUAACACCACAACCUUUCUCCAAACCCUCUUUUUUUUCCCUCUUCAGCCGUUCCCUAGGGGCCAACUGCCUCUGACAUGUCUGUGGAGCAGCCCUGUGGAGCUGGAGGAGAAAAGCAGCAAGGGCUGUCAGGGCAAAAUUAAAGAGAUUCUGUUCUCCUCAGCUCCUUUGCUUUGCUGUGAUGGGUUUGGUCUCCUGGCCCCCUUCCCUCCCCCAGCCAUGAGCAGGCAAAGAGGGGCCUUGGGGGUUUGUCAGUGGUUUGUGUUAUUGUCACCCCAUAAAAGCUGGUGGACUAAACGUCUCUGCAGUGCAGUGUGAUGAGUGCUGGGUGUCUCUGGGCUGACAUGCAGACAGGAUGGUGGCACAAAUCCCACUGCUCUCCACCACCAGGAUCUGGCUUCCUUUGAUUUGUAAAGAAAUGGUCUACUCUUGUUCUUUUGAGGAAUUUUGUUUUUGUUUCCAGUUUGUGAUGAAGCCAACAAGGCAGAGAUGUUCUGACCAAAGAAAAAUUUGAGCAUUUGAGCUAUUCUGUAAUGACUCUUUUUCUUGCUCCCUUGCUGAUGUCCUGAGUCUUUCUGCUUGGUGAAAAAAUAAUAAAAAGGAAGAAAUGCUCUGUAGGUACAUUUUUUCAGCUGCAUUUCACUCCUCCCAUGUCAGACCUGUGAUCCUCAAGUGGCUUUCUCAUGUCAGAAGAAAUCAUCACUUGGCAGAGCAUUAGAGGGUGUGAUGUGCAGGUCCAGCAGGUGGGACAGGGACCUGCAGCAGAAUCUCAGCCUUGGGGUACCUCAUGCUUUAUGCCUGUUCCUAGAGAUGCUGACCUGAGGUGGCUGAAGUGUUUGGAGGUUCCAAAUCUCUGCUGUCUUUAGAGAAUACAUCCUGGGCUUCAUCUGAAUUUUGCUGUGUGGCCCCAGCCUGUGGCUUAGGCUGUUGCACCACUUUUGCCAUAACUUCUGAGUUCCAGGCCCCUUUUCCUUUGUGGAGCAGCUGCACACUGCAUUUCCUUUGAAUACCAACCAGGAAUAAAGAGUGUAACACAGGACCAUGCUGGUGGAAGGACUCAUGGUGCAUCUUCUUCAGAUCUGUCCCUGGUGCUUCAUUCCUGGCCCCAGCAGCAGAGCACAGAGAGCUCAGGAGAGAGAAGUGUCCUCGCUCUCACCUGCAAUUCCUGGUGCAAAAUGUACCUGCUUGACUGCCAGGUUAUUUCCACAGUCAGUGGAAGGUGUCCCUGCCCAUGGAAGGGGACAGUUCCAUCGGAACUGGAUGAUCUUCAAGGUCCCUUCCAACCCAAACCAUUCCAUGUUUCUGUAAUUUUCUGUGCUUAUGUGGUCUCAAAGCUGUUUGGGAGAUCAUUUGUCAUGAACCAGUUUUGCAAGGAAAAUAUAUCCCUCCUUCCUUCCCCCAGGCCCUCAGCAACCAGGCUUUGCUCUGAAGGAAUGGAGAACUUUCAGUCAGUGAAUAAAAUGGUUUUAAUUCCUGGAAAUGUCAGGUCCCUCUCUUACAACAUUCCCUACCACAUCCCAGCCACUGGUAUAAUUUGGUCCAGCUCCAUGUUGAUUUACACUGCUGAUUUACACUGGCUGGGAAAAUACAGCUGAUUUCUUCCCAUAAAUCCUAUAAUUUCAAAAUCUUACGCUGUUACCCCAGAGAGAAAUGGGCAAACUAUAUGGAAGAAUAUUAUGCUGGUGGCUUUGUAUCAUUUAUUGAUUUGAAAAAAUAUCUAUGAUUUAAUAAAAGUUUGGACUUAAUGCUAUUUCCAAACCUGAGGGUUUUGCACCUUGUGUACAUCCAGCUGGCUUUGUGUUUUUCUGAUGAAUUCCCCCCCAUUCUCAUCCCCUUCCAGUUUUAUAUCAUUUAGGUUUCUCCCUCAGGUAGGCAAAUGACAGUCAUUAUAAAAUCUCCCAUUUGAUUGAUUGUUUUAGUCCACAAAAACAGAAGGUCCUAAUCAUGCUAAAGCAGACAGUCCACGGUGCUUCAUAUGCAGCUAGAAAAGCCCUUGAUGAGGGGAAGGGGAAUGGGGAAAGGAGGCAAAAAUCUGAAUACAAUUAACAGUGUCUUUGGCAGGAAAGUCAUAAAAGAGUCCCUGAGGAAUUAUCCCUUUUCCUGCUGGAAAGAGAUCCCUGUAGCAUGUUCCAGGUGAACCAGACCUGUGCUGCCCAGCACCAGGCACCUGCCUGGGGAAGAUGCUGGGAGGAGGCUCUGGAAGUACUUGAUGUUGGGAAUUCAGUGGAAAAUUCAGCCCUGGGAUCCUUUAGUGUUCCACUCCACCCCAUGAGGAAGGAUUUGCCUUCCCUGCAUCAGGCAGAGGGUUGUGAGACUCCAUUUCUUUGCUCCCCAGAGCGUCACAGGCAGGACUUUCUCCUCUGCACAGGGAGACAGAGCCGAGAACAAGGUUUGGGAGAGGCAGAGAAAGAACAGGAAACUUCGAAUCCACCUGAGAUUAAUGACUUUAACAUGUACAACAUGUUGUGUUGUGUUUUGUUUUCCUCUCGGGACCAGUUUCAUCAGUCAGAGUUUGAUUAAAUAUCUCAGCAGAGCUAUGGUUUGUUCAUCUAGAGCACAGAUUACCCUCUGUUCAUGGAAGCAGCAUUAGCUGUGUUUUGAAUUGUAAGAGCUACAAUAAU